UAUGCGUAAGAAAAGCUUGAUUAAUUGCAAAGAUAUGAGUGGAGGAAUAUGCGACUGCUCGGGCUUUGCUAAUCACUAUACAGAAGCUUGCACAUAUUAUCCUGGAAUUAUACCAAAUUAUCAUCCUAAAAUUAAAAUUAUACCAAAUUAUGAUGAUUGUUCAAGAAAGGACUGUAAUAAAUAUCCUAUUUAUGAUGAUACUCCUAAAGUAGUAUUCCUUGAACAACCAAAAUUUAUAGAAUAUGAUAAUUGUGGAGACAGGUGUGACAACGAUUCUCCCACUUCAAUAAUCUUAAUAGAUGAGAAAGAAAAGGAUCCAUGUUUUGGUUUUGACUAUAAUGGCUCUAACCUUCACUCUAACAUUUUAAGAAAGAAGAGAAUUUGUAAAUGGAGGGAUCCUAACUGUUGCUAUAAAAAGGGCAAAUGCUUGGAAAAUGUACCUAGGCCUAAUUAUAUUUAUCUAGAUUCACGCAAAUGAGGUAUAAUUCGACAAACCUAAUCAAGAAUAUACACAUCUAAAAUAUAAUAAAUAUUUAUUAAUUAAAUAUUAAUAAAAUCAAAAUCAUCCUUUUUUUUUAUCCUUUAAAUUUAUUGAAAAUGAUUGAUUUUACAAUUUGUC
Messenger RNA from Gordionus sp. m RMFG-2023, 619 nucleotides. RefSeq lists its product as uncharacterized. The record is from RefSeq and is a predicted model, not a curated record. Bases 2 to 478 code for a protein of 158 amino acids. Lineage: Eukaryota; Metazoa; Nematomorpha; Gordioida; Chordodea; Parachordodidae. The transcript is spliced from 9 exons.